This is a messenger RNA of Ostrinia nubilalis (European corn borer), 4234 nucleotides long. RefSeq names its product ATP-binding cassette sub-family G member 8. Gene Ontology annotation, cellular component: plasma membrane. The transcript is spliced from 19 exons. Gene Ontology annotation, biological process: transmembrane transport. NCBI's taxonomy places the organism in Eukaryota, Metazoa, Arthropoda, Insecta, Lepidoptera, Crambidae. Gene Ontology annotation, molecular function: ABC-type transporter activity; ATP binding; ATP hydrolysis activity. The record is from RefSeq and is a predicted model, not a curated record. Bases 397 to 3141 code for a protein of 914 amino acids.
GUGUCACUGACUGCUCAGUCGGUGUCCGCACGGUCGCUGGACGUAAACUCGUAUAGCGCGGCAGAGGAAUAGCAACACCAUACUUGCUGAAAAACUCUGUAUUAAAACGAUUAAAAGCUACAAAUUAUGAACUGAAGCUACGUUAAGAAAUUGAAAGUAACGUCUGAUUUCGUGUUCAGUGUGGUUUUUAUUUAAAGUGUUGUGUGAUAGGUGAUUUUGAGUGUGUGGCGUCAAGUCCCGUUGACCGGUUUUAUUUCAAAGCUUUGGAAUCUUGCAUUGGCGGGUCUUAAGAUGAUCACAACACACGGAUAAAGAAAAUCAUGUGCAAACUAAAGCGAGUAAGAUACAGUUGGAUAAUGCUGGGAUGACAUAGAUGCGCGUGACCGUGUGAGCACUAUGCCUCAGUCGGCGCUGGGGCUCGGCGGGGAGCGCCGGUACUCCGUGCCCUCCAACCCUCUGGUGCACGAUCCUCGAGGGAUGCACUCGGAGGACCUGCACGCGUGGUCGAUUUACAGACAAAAUCUGAAUUCGGACUUCACCGACAGCGCCCUAGGCAGCACCGACAAGAGCCCGCUCCCUUACGGCAACUUCCAGCUCCGCGAUACGACCGUGCAGUCCAUAUUGUCACACCCUCGAUAUGGACCCAAAUCAGCUCUGGGCUCGAACAUGUACACCUACCUGAAGUUCGGGCUCCCGAGGGUGUUCCCACCGAACCACAACGGCUCGCAGCGCUCCGGCACGCCCAAGCCCAAGACCUCUAUUGGCAGUGGCAUGAAACCUGCCCCUAGGAUCCAAAGGCAAAGUCGAGGCGUGCGCGAGACGUCGUCGGGAUACGACAGCUCGGACAACGAGACCACCACCAACUACAAGUACAGCCGAAAGUACCGCUCCGACCCUGACUUCAGGAUGCAGAACUUACACCCUUCGUAUCAGCACAGCACAGCAGUGCCAGUGGUAGCCAUGCAGCAGGCCGGCAUUAGAGGGGAGCCGCAGUGGACAGGCACGAGGAACAAGUCCGUCAGUGAAGCCAACCUCUUGGGCAUUGAUGCCAGGCCGCACCGGUCGCACUACAAUAGGAGGAACAGUGUUGCUGACUUCGUGCCUGAUAACGACCAUCAUCGCUACCUAAUGGCGCCGUCGCACCUCGGCGGGCGCGCCUCCAAAGCCGGCAGCCACAUGUCGGUGGCGCACUCGCGGAAGCACUCCACGCUGCGGCCCACAGACCACCUGGAUGGGUACACCCACUCCGCGUACAUCUACCCUAAUUAUUAUGUAAACAACUUAGAAAUCACGUCACCCGACAACAAGUCGACGCUGCUGGUGUCAGGGCUGAGUUUCGAGGUGAAAUCGGGCGAGAUCCUGGCGGUGUUGGCCACGUCGCAGCACGAGGCGACUGGCUUGCUGGACGUGCUAGCGGGAGUGAGGAAAAAACUCUCCGGCGACAUUGUGAUAAACGGGCAACCAGUGGCUUCGUCGACCCUCCGCAAGGUGGCGGCCUACGUCCGGAACGACACCAAUCUGUGCCCGAAUAUGACGGUGGAACACACGCUGAGGUUCCACGCCGCACUGCGGAGGCCGAGGAGCAACCACAACCAGGUCAAAAUGGACGACAGGGAUAGAAUAAACCUCCUAAUAGAAGAAUUAGGCUUAGAACAAGUGCGAGACACAAACGUCAGCCGCCUCACGCGAUCCGAGGUGCGAAGACUGAACGUAGCGUGCCAACUACUCCUGGACAUGGCGAUUCUGAUCCUGGACCAGCCUACUAAGGAAAUGGACAUCUUCGAUACGUUCUUCUUAGUGGAGUAUUUGAGGAAUUGGGCGAGCACGGGCAGGGUGGUUAUAAUUUCACUGCACCCGCCAACGUAUGAAAUCUUCGCUAUGUUGACGAAGGUGGUAUUAAUAUCAGCAGCCAGAACGAUGUUUAGCGGGUACAGAAGAGACAUGUUGCCAUAUUUCACCUCUAUCGACUACCCCAGUCCUGCCUUCAAGAACCCUUCGGAUUACUAUCUGGACCUGGUAACCCUGGACGACCUAUCCGCGGCGGCCAUGUUGGAGUCGUCAGGGCGUAUCGAAGCCUUAGCGAAUGUGUUCGCGGGAGCGCACGCGCCGCCCGAACCCCCGCCCCCCGUGCCUCUGCCCGCGCCCGCUGCGACUCCUAACGUCGCGUUGCAAGUCUUCGCGCUUAUUGAAAAAAGCUUAGUAUUCACGCAGAUGACAACGCUAUCGAAUGUUGUAACGCGGGUUCUCAUUGCAGCCAUCAUGUCCCUGGUCACUGGGACUAUCUUCUGGGACUUACCUACAACUGAUGCUAAGCUAACCCAAAAUGACCGAGUGGGUUUCCACUACUCGGUAAUGUGCCUGACAGUGUGGCCUAUUCUGCUGUGGCUGAGCGCUCGGGAGGCGAGCUCCAUGCGGCACCACGUGGAAAGGGACAUCGCCGUCGGCCUUUACUCGAGAAUAGUCUUUAUUUUAUUUGACCAAUUCCUUGAGUUAUGGUCAGGCGUGCUGACAUGGCUGGCUUACUUAGUGCCCAGCUACGCCAUGUCUGGCCUCUAUGCGCAGACGCCGGGCUCCUUCGAUGGAUUUUAUAUUUAUUUAGGCUACAUGGUGCUAUACCUAGUCAGCAUCCAAAUGCUGUGCCGCGCUACCAUAUUCCUCGUGCCAAUGGAGAAGACCGCAGCCAUCCUGUCAGGCCUCUGCCUUCUUCUUAGCACCUUGGUCUGUGGGGUCACGCUUCACGAGGCAGACAUUCCUAGAUUGGCCAAGUGGCUGCAAUACGUGUCGCCUCAGAGAUGGCUGAUGCCUGAGAUAUUGGGCAGAGAGCUCAGUGAGACAGCCUUGAGGACCAGUAUUAGUAAAGACGCCAGGUGUACCAAUAAGCAGAGACCAUACCAGGACAUAAUCGUCCAGUCACCGUGCCCACCGCCGAACGGGACGCAAGUCCUGUCCAACUACGAGUUCCUUCAUUCCGCCCAGCUGUGGGAAUGGACCGACGAGAGCUUCCUAAUAGCCUUGGCUAUCUUCUACGCCGUCUUUGCGAUUGUAGCCAUAUUGGCUUUCACCUUUGACUGUACUAAGUACACGAGGAGCAAACACAGGGCGUCCUUGAAAGGACAUAAGAUCACUGUCAAUACGCCGUAGGGAUGUUGGUAGUCAGUACAUCUACGUAUCACAAAAAGUUCUUCAAUUGAUUUUGAACCUUGCGAUAAGGAGUUAAGUUUAAAAUCUAUUGGGGAAUUUCAAAAUUGAGUGGCACUCUGCUGCUGAACAAGGUUUUUACCUUGGAUUCCAGUUCUAUAGUCUUGACCAAUAAGGCUGGAGACUAGGAACUGAAUAAGCUUUUUGUCAUACAAAAGAAGUUUGUAUCAACAAAAUGCACGCAUGAAAAAUUUACACAUAAACAGACCCCUACAAAGAAAGUACACAAGUAAACUUUAUAAAUGAAUUAUCAAAAUUAUGAUUAAAAUGUAGAAAACAUCAUCAAUUUACGUGUUUUACGUAAAUCUGUGAUAUUUGCCAAUACAUAAAUAUGAUCAUACAAUAAAAUGUGAUAAAAAUAAUCAUCACAAUUUAUUACGUCAUAGACAAUGCAAUAAAAUGCUCAAAGACGAGCGUAAGGUUGUAUUAAAUUAAUAAAUUCGUUCAAAAUGUACAAAAUAAUGAUAUUUUUAAGGUUAUUUGUUAUUCAAAAGUAAGGCUGACUAGUAAUGUCUUCCGUCCUGAAUGAAAUCUUUUAAAAAUAUUGUAGCAUGUAAAAAUAUUAUCGCAACUUUAAUUUUAUAUAAAUUACUUAAAACUUAUAAAAAAAUCUAGAACUUUACUCUGUACUUCUUUCUUUUUCUCGAUGAACUUCUUUCAAAAGGGUCUUCUAUUUCUAUCUACCUCUCUCUAUUUCUUGCUUCCUUUUCUCUACUUCUUGUUAGAAAAAAGAUGUUUAAGUAAGCAUGUUUAGUUAAAAAAAUUAAUUUGUAAAUAUUAAAAACAACUUAGUGCCGAAUUCGCAUAAUUUCACGUAUAUCGCUAACACUGCCCUUGUGUAAUGCUCAUUUUGAAUUUAUUUUCAAUGAAAAUUUAUAUAUUUUCAAAAAAUAAAUAUUAUUCAAUAUGCCAACUAUUGUUAUAACUUAGUAUAAUAAUGAAAGUGGAGCCAUAUCACUUAAAUAUAGAGAAACUUAAUUGUUAAGUUACCUUAACGUUAAUCAUAAAAUUAAAGUAAUAAAGACAAUAACUACUA